Alternaria atra is the source of this 2403-nucleotide messenger RNA. RefSeq lists its product as uncharacterized. The coding region runs from base 1 to 2403 and encodes 800 amino acids. The record is from RefSeq and is a predicted model, not a curated record. NCBI's taxonomy places the organism in Eukaryota, Fungi, Ascomycota, Dothideomycetes, Pleosporales, Pleosporaceae. Gene Ontology annotation, biological process: wybutosine biosynthetic process. Gene Ontology annotation, molecular function: 4 iron, 4 sulfur cluster binding; FMN binding; catalytic activity. The transcript is spliced from 3 exons.
AUGGCACUACUUGAGCUGCUGGAACAAUUGUCAGCUGGGUUGCUCCGCAUAUGGCACGAGCACCGACUCCCCAUCCUCCUUGCUGCACUAGUCGUAGCGACGAUUGCGCGUCUUGCCAUCUAUUCGCGCGACCGGAGAGAGAAGCUUUCUGUAUCACCAGCUCCUUCAUCACCUGCGCCCGUGGAGAAGACGACUUCGGUCCAGCUCAAACCGGAAUGGCUGCCCGAAUAUACCACGACGCUCAACUCUUCGGAGCUUAAUGUCGAUAACCAUGCGGAGGACGAUACCAGGGCCGUGGCUGCAGUCGCAAAGGUGAAGAAGGGACCUAAGAUGGUCAAGGGCAGGAAGACACCGAAGAAGCUUGCUGCAGCCCCGACGUUUGACCACCAAGCGGAUAGGAUACAGCCAUUGGUUUUCUUCCAGUCGCUAUCUGGUACGACGGAACGUUACGCUAAGCAGUUUGUUGAAGUUCUCUCCGAGUGGACAAAAGGGUGCGACCAAUCGAAGUCCUUCCUAGAGCCCCAGACACUCGACAUAUCCUACAUUGAGCACGACGAUUACUUCAUCAGUCCGCCCAAAUCCGACGUCAACGUCAAAUACUUCUACAUUAUCCUCGUACCGACGUACAAUAUCGACACCGUCUUGGACGUUUUCGUAGAGAGCUUGCAGGAGACACACAAUGACUUCAGGAUUGAUACGGCGCCAUUGAGCGGUUUGGUUGGAUAUGCUGUGUUUGGCUUUGGCGAUAGGGAAGGGUGGCCGACAGAAGAAGAGGGCUUUUGCAGUCAAUCGAGGGAGGUGGAUAAGUGGAUGGCCAGGCUUACCGGUCGUAAGAGAGCAUAUCCACUAGGCAUGGCCGACGUCAAGAGCGAGGCUGAAGAGAGGUUACAAGAUUGGAGAAUAGGCGUCCAGGAUGCCCUCGUGGAAAUCGUCGAAGGACGGGGACUCGGUGAAGGCGUACCAGGUAGUGGAGAUGCCAUCGAAAGCGAUGAAGAAGAUCUCGCAGAUGAAGAUGGUCAAAGCACACGAGUAGAUGACGUUGAAGACCUAGGUUCGAUGGUAAAUUCGUCUGCUGGACCGAUACCGGUCGACUUUACGACCUACAAGAAAUCCGCAACCAAACCUGAAUCUCUCCAGGCCGCCACACCCCGUCAGGUUCCCAAGGAGAUGGUUCCCACUACCUCCCCUACCUAUGCCGCUCUUACAAAGCAAGGUUAUAGCAUCAUUGGCUCUCAUUCAGGCGUCAAGAUCUGCCGAUGGACUAAAUCCGCUUUACGAGGCCGAGGCUCCUGCUACAAGUACUCUUUCUACGGUAUUGCCUCUCACUUAUGCAUGGAAGCCACCCCGUCUUUGUCUUGCUCGAACAAGUGCGUCUUCUGUUGGCGACACGGUACAAACCCCGUGGGCACAACAUGGCGCUGGAUAACUGAUGCUCCGGACCUGAUUUUCGAUGGCAUAACAGCCGCACAUUACAAGAAGAUCAAAAUGAUGAAGGGUGUCCCCGGAGUCCGAGCCGAGCGUUUUAGCGAGGCCAUGCGCAUUCGUCACUGUGCCUUGAGUCUAGUCGGUGAGCCCAUUUUCUACCCGCACAUCAAUGAGCUCCUCGAUAUCAUGCACAGGAAUCGAAUUUCCACGUUCCUUGUCUGCAACGCCCAGCAUCCAGCUCAACUAGCUUCUUUGAUCCCAGUGACACAGCUCUACGUCUCCAUAGACGCAUCCAACAAAGACAGUCUCCGCAAGAUUGAUCGACCACUACAUCGAGACUUCUGGGAGCGUUUCUGUGCUUGCUUGGAUAUCCUUCGCAAUCGUCGUUUCGAGCAACGCACCGUCUUCCGCCUUACGCUCGUCAAGGGUUUCAACAUGGCCGAGGAAGUGCGCGGCUACGCUGACCUUGUUGAACGCGCUCUACCUGGUUUCGUCGAGGUCAAGGGCGUCACAUAUUGCGGAACCUCUGCGGCUGGGUCCGCAGGCCUUACUAUGCAGAACGUUCCCUUCUAUGAAGAAGUUGCCGAGUUUGUAACAGAGCUUGAGAAAGAACUAAACAGCCGCGGACUUACUUAUGGUAUCGGCGCCGAGCACGCGCACUCCUGCUGUGUCCUGCUAGCCGACCGCACAAGGUUCAGGAAGAACGACAAAUGGGCUACUAGAAUUGACUUUGAACGCUUCUUCGAUCUCUAUGAAGGCAAGGUGCAGGGAACGAGAAUGGAGGGGGAGAAAGUGGUGGGCUGGAGACCCGAAGAUUAUGUUGGCGAGGAGACACCUGAAUGGGCUCUUUGGGGCAAUGGCGGAUUCGAUCCUAGAGAUGCGAGAGUGUAUAGGAAGGGCAAGGGUCCAAGAGGUGAUGAAGAUGGGGAGAAGGGUGCGGUAGCAGGGAAAGCCACCGCGACUGCUUUGGAAUUUUGA